GGGAGCGAGAGAGGGGGGGGGAAGCGGGAGCGGGAGCGCGCUUUCCGUGUCUGGUUAGUGGACUGACAGCCAGCUGUGCGGCUACAACGACAACAACAACCUCCUGGAUUUGUUACAUACAGCUACAUUAGUGUCGGUCUGCUACUCGUCAUAAAAACCGUACACUUAGAGCUAGUUUUUUUUUUUUGAGGGGAGCACUCCGGCGGCUACGAGCAGUAUCAUCGGCGGUUUCCGUGCUAACUAGCCCAGAAGAGCAUUCCUCCUCCAACAUGAAUCCGUUGUGUAGCAGAUGUAAUCUAGUCGUUUACCCCACGGAAAAAGUGAAUUGUCUGGACAAGUACUGGCAUAAAGGAUGCUUCAGCUGCGAGGUCUGCAAAAUGACUCUAAACAUGAAGAAUUACAAAGGCUUUGAGAAGAGACCAUACUGCAAUGCACACUACCCCAAGACAAACUUCACCUGUGUGGCUGACACUCCAGAGAACCUCCGCCUCAAACAGCAGAGCAAGAUACAGAGCCAGGCUGUCUACAGGGAGGAUUUCGAGAAGAAUAAAGGGAAAGGUUUCAGCGUGGUCGCAGACACGCCGGAGCUGCAGAGAAUUAAGAAGACGCAGGAACAAAUCAGCAAUAUUAGGUACCAUGAGGAGUUUGAGAAGAGGAAGACAGGAGGAGAGGCCCCACAUCAUCAGCCGAGCACCCCCAGCCCAGGUUACCAGCAGCCUGCAGCCUCUCAAAACUUCCACUAUGAGCCCACUCCUGAACCAGUGCGCCCGGCAGCCACCGCCCCUCCUCCCAGUGCUGGGAAGCGGUACAGGGCAGUGUACGACUACUCUGCCGCCGAUGAGGACGAGGUGUCCUUCGUGGACGGGGAUGUGAUCGUAGACGUGCAGCAGAUCGACGAGGGCUGGAUGUACGGCCGCGUGGAGCGCACCGGCCAGCAGGGCAUGCUGCCCGCCAACUACGUCGAGGCCAUCUGAGUGAGAGGGAAAGAAAAAGAGGGAGAGAAAAAAAGGAGGAGGAGGAGGUAGAGAAAGGGAGGGAAAGAAGGAAAAGAAAAGCCCAGUGCCAUCUCAUCUUAACGCCGCUUUCUCUUGAUUUUACUCUUGUUCCCUAACCUGUCCUGUGAGACCCUGAACCCACCCCCACCCUUUACCCUUUCUGCAUCCCUGCUCUGCUCUCACUGCUCAGCUCCACCACAGACACCCUCUACCUACCUACCUACCUAUGUGUCUGUCUGUCCUUCUCUGUCUGUCUGCCUGCCUCUCUGUCAGUCCGUCUGUGCUGAUGUCUGUCUCUGUGUGGAUGUUCGUCAUCCUCCUUAUCUUUCCCCCAACAAUCCUGGCUGCACUCUGGUGCUGUCACAAGUGGAAAUCAAAAGUCUUAAAAAAAAGAAAGAGAUAAAACUCACGGUUCAUCACAGUAUGUCAGGGGUCACACCGUGUCUCACAGCUCCAUCCUAGCUAUAGCACUUAACAAAUGCAAAAACAAAGAAAAAAAAAAAAGGCCCCCACGAAUCAUUUUUCUGUGGAGAAAAUAAGUUUAAAGUGUGGGUGGGUGUAGGCGUGUUUGUGUUUUCUUUCUUUCAUUUUGCAGCGUGAUCUUGGCCAGACUGGAAACACAGUGUAGAAUCUCAGUCUUAUCAGAACUAAGCUUGAAUAUUUUUGACUUGUGUACAUUCCUUUUAACCUCUAACCCUGUUGCUGUCGCACCAAUUAGCCAGUUAUCAGUCUUAACGGAGAGGUUUUUAAAUACAUAUAUAGACGCAGGGUGGCACAUCUCGCCAUUGUGCGCUCAAAGAAGGCACGCCUCGUGUUCAGCACUGCAUUGUGGGGUAUCGUUGUGAAACUGGAAUCGUAGCCUAACUGAAGAGCACCUCCUGACGUCGCGUCGGGGCACAGGAGGGAUCAGGGACAAGUUAGGGGACAUUAUCGGUCCAUCUCUUGCAGCCGCACUGAAUACAUCACCUCACUUGGUGUGGAUGUACAGUACACACACCCUAAUUCCUGUUUUAUUUGCAGCCUGAAUGCCUUCAGUCCUGAGAGAAUCACAAAGCUGUGGUGAUCGAGGUGAAACUGUCCAGAGAUGGGAGCAGGUCAAGUCCUUCCCAUUUCUUUGCUACAAAAUCACCGUCAGUAAGAAAACACAUUGAUGAAAGAGAAGGCCAAGCACAACUCUAUAUUGUGUCUUUUUUUUUUUAUUAUUUGAAAUAUAAUCCACUGUUGUUGUUUUGUUUUUUUUAGUGAACAUUCCAGUCUUUUUUUUCCAUUCAAUGUGAGGGAUUGAAGUUAAAUCCUUAGCUGUGGUAUUUCUUCUCAUGCUGUUCUUCUUUUUCGUUCUUGUAAGAUGCUUAUUUUCCAAAAAGAAAAACGACAAAAAAAUUAAGUGUAUUAAAUAAAUAAACCAGCAACUCAAAUUUAUGAACCAAGGCAGAAGAGUUUAUCUAGACUUGUGCAGGACCAGUAUUAGAUAAUCUGAAUCCUGCAGGUCUGUUUCUGAUCAGUGUUCAAUAAAGAAAGUAAUGUUACAGUUACAAAAUACACGUGAAAGAAGAGAUUUAUUUCAUCGAGGCAGGCCUGUCACCUGAUGCAAGGACAGGAAUCCCAGAAAUUUUCAGCUAUUUUUGAUAUUUGAUCCGCGAAUUAGCCGAACUGUAGGCUGGCGACGAGUCACUAAGAUGGAAACAAACGUUGGUUCAUUGACAGAAAAUGAAGACUUUUAAGUUGCUGGCUGUAACACAGAAAUGCUGUAUCAUUCCUUCACUCAGGAUACUGUAUUUCUGUGAGGACCUUAUUAGAUUUUAAAACAUGACAUUUGACCAUUUCUCAGUGGUGUAAAUAAUCUCACAGGCCCCUGACCAUACACACACAUCCCCCCACCUCCCCCUGCUUUUCUUGCUGUUUCAUUCUCCUGCGAUUCACUGUGACUGUCACAGACGUGAGAGAUAAGGGCGGUGUGUUUUUAGGUGUAGGGGUGGUGGAGGGGGCGGGGUUGGAAAUGUUCAGCUUUAUUAAAAGAAACAAGGCUCUCACUAUGUAGCUAGAUGACAUUGUACAAUUGUAUAUGUAUCAUAAAAGGUAAGUUAGGGAAUAUGUUUUUACAGGUCAUGGUGCUCUGGGAAGUGGCUUGCCUGCAGAUUUAAAGUGGCUCAUAAGUUGUUGUUUUGUUUUUGUUUUCGUGAAUGUGGCUGACGGGAAGUUUGUGUCCGACUCGUGGAAAAAAUCGUAAAGUUUGAUCGUAAAGUUUUGCAACUUUCUAAUGUGAGGAACGGUUACAGUGCUGAUGAAAAUGGUCACCGAACCAGAAAAGAGAAACUCCUCAAACUGGUUUUAAAGGUUGCCAAACAAAUGGAAUGAACACACUGUAUGUAUGCCUGCAUUUUGCAUUAACCUCUACUUGACAACAGGGCAAGUUUAUUUGCAAAACAGAUGCUUGAUCGGAAAGCUGUUUUAGAGCUCACGGUUGUGUUUCUCCUGGGUAGACUGAAGAGUUUAUGGUUUGGCUUGAAGUGUAGUGAUUGUUCCUGGCUUAUGAUUUAAUAAUUUAAUAACAAAGCUACUUACACUGGUAGCCUUCGUUAACCGCCAAUCCCGAUUUUCUUCUUGUCUUAAGGGUGAAGUGGCCAAAGACAGCCAGUGUUGUGCAAGUGUGGUUCAGGAUGGAUUUGUUGAGGGCAAAGUCAAAUUCGAGCGUGUGAUUAUGUAAGUGUGCGAGGCUGGGGGGAGGGCGGCGGAGGGCAGUGACCCGAUGCUCUCAAUCUUCCCAGGCUGUGAGGCAGGGCAGGGUUUGUUUGUCUGACCUGGAUAUUAGUCAGGAGUUAACCUCUUUGCGCCAAAAUGCCGCUCUUCUGCUCUGGCAUCACUCAUCUACUGAACCGUAACACCAUAUCAUAACCCUGUUUCCAUUCAGUUUCUGUCUUAGUAUCCUGUCCACCAGUCUGCUGAGAUCCCUCUUUCCUUCAGCCUUCAUUGUAGGCUCCUGCGCUUCUGAUGAAUCAUUCCCUGCUUCUAUGAUACUGGUUAUAUACUGUAGACUUUGCAGAGUGAAAUCAUGUAUUCCACAAUCGGGUUUAGCAUUCAGACCGGUUUUGUGCAUUCCAUCUUAAAUUGUUUUUGUUUUUGAUAUAAUUUUGUUAUUUUUUAAAUAAAAAAAAUAAAGAUACCAUAUGCAUAUUGACAUACACGUGUAUUCAAAACUCAUUCUGGAUACAUACUCAGAAUUAAGGACCUGAUAUCAUCUCCUGUUGCCCUGUUACAGCACUUCAAAUUGUACUUAUGAUUCUGCAGAUUCAAUAAAAUGUCAUUUUUUUCUCAGA
This is a messenger RNA of Larimichthys crocea (large yellow croaker), 4309 nucleotides long. It is a transcript of the gene lasp1, whose product is annotated as LIM and SH3 protein 1. Gene Ontology annotation, cellular component: focal adhesion. The coding region runs from base 270 to 974 and encodes 234 amino acids. NCBI's taxonomy places the organism in Eukaryota, Metazoa, Chordata, Actinopteri, Sciaenidae. The transcript is spliced from 7 exons. Gene Ontology annotation, molecular function: actin filament binding. The record is from RefSeq and is a predicted model, not a curated record.